AGGUUGACAGGUUCCGAGUUCGCGUAUUGCAGCAUCGUUUUUCCUCCUGUUCAAUGUGCAGCCAAACAUAGUGAUUUUUCGUUGUGAAAUAACGCCCGGAACAUCGUCGCACCAGAAAAUGUCCUCCAGCGAAGGCCCGAAAGGUGAAUUCAAAAUCGAAGGAACGGGACGCCAGCUGAAAAAGACGGAGGUCGACUUUAUGCGGCUGAUCGAGCAGCAGAACCUGCAGCGUGUUCAGAAGUUACAGCGCCAGCGACGCAACAACAAGCUUACCGGCAUCGUCCUUGGCGGUACCGUGCUCAGCAUCUAUCUCUACUCGAUGUUCUCCGUGAAGCAGGAGAAAUUUUUGGACGACUUUGAAGAACCCGUCAAGCUAGAGGUGGAAAACAAGGCACUGUAAAGGAGCAGCAGCAGCACGCCCCGCCAUCCCUUUUAUUAAAUUCCGUUUGCGUUGUUAGUUUGUAAGAACUCGACCCACAACACCCAACCAUGUCUGCGUCUACGAAAAUAUCGAAAGCCCUAACCUCAACCGGCAUCCGGCUGCCGCCCCUACCGACCAUCCGCGAUCUGGUGAAGCUCUACCAGCUGCGUGCCAUCAAGCAGCUGUCGCAGAACUUUCUCAUGGACGAGCGGCUAACAGACAAGAUCGUUCGGGCAGCCGGCAACAUACGCGAUCAUUACGUGCUGGAGGUAGGACCCGGUCCGGGUGGCAUAACGCGCUCGAUCAUACGGCAAAACCCCCGGCAUCUGGUGGUGGUGGAAAAGGACCGACGUUUUAUGCCCACGAUGGAAAUGCUGGCCGAAGUAGCGCAACCGUUCAUGCGAAUGGAUAUCGUACAGGGCGACAUACUGGACUAUCGCAUUGAGGGUGCCUUUCCCGAUUGUCCGCAGCACGAUUGGAUGGAUAAGGUCAGGGCUCCGGUACAUCUGAUCGGUAACCUACCUUUCGCUAUCUCGACACGCUUGCUCAUAAACUGGCUGCGGGACAUGAGCCUUCGGACUGGUGCUUGGUCGUACGGACGGGCCAGCUUAACGCUCACCUUCCAGAAGGAGGUUGCCGAACGGAUCGUAGCACCGAUUCUGUCCGACCAGCGGUGUCGCCUGUCGGUGAUGAAUCAAAUCUGGAGCUCACCCGAUCUGCGGUUCAUAAUUUCUGGCCGUGCGUUUGUACCGAAACCGGAAGUGGACGUUGGAGUGGUAACGAUCGUUCCAUUACAAACACCCCUAACCCAGGUUCACUUCGAUACGGUGGAAAAGGUGAUACGGCACAUAUUUUCUAUGCGGCAAAAGUAUUGUCGACGCGGUGUGUCCAACCUGUUUCCGCCAGCGGUACGCGAAGAGAUGACCAAGCUGACGUUUAAGCGGGCGGAUGUUGAUCCACUGGCCCGUUCGUUCCAGCUGUCGGUGGCCGAGUGCUUGCGUAUCGUUGAGGCGUACGAUGAAUUGGUUCGUCAGCAUCCGGAAAUUGCCAGCUACGAUUAUCGUGCACCGAAGGUGAAAGGAGCCGGUUUGGAGAGCGAUGGAUUGGAUAGUGAAGCAGACCGAUGAUGGUGCUGUGUGUAAUUGUUUGUGAAUAGUAAUAAAAAUAAAAUGCUUAGUUAUCGAGAGAG
Anopheles stephensi (Asian malaria mosquito) is the source of this 1610-nucleotide messenger RNA. RefSeq names its product cytochrome c oxidase assembly factor 3, mitochondrial (gene Ccdc56). The record is from RefSeq and is a predicted model, not a curated record. The transcript has 2 exons. Gene Ontology annotation, cellular component: mitochondrial inner membrane. NCBI's taxonomy places the organism in Eukaryota, Metazoa, Arthropoda, Insecta, Diptera, Culicidae. The coding region runs from base 119 to 400 and encodes 93 amino acids. Gene Ontology annotation, biological process: mitochondrial respiratory chain complex IV assembly.